UAAUAUACAUGCAUCCAUCAGCUGUUUUAGUUGUGUUUUGUGGACCGUUUGAGUGGGGGUCAAAAUUCACGUAUUUUACUUGUACACAAUAUUAUAACAUAUAAAUGAAUGGUGGUGUAACUCUAAAGUCAAAGCUUACUGUACGAAUUCUUGUUGUAUAAAAUAGAAAGAAAUUGCACAAAAUCACAAUGCUGUUGAACUGCACCAGGGUGAAGCACAUGUGCACAACAUUACGAAUUACCCAAAUACCUUGCGUAGUCCGCAGAUUUCCAAUGAAUUCGUCUAGCAUACACAACUAUAUGCUAAGGCGGCAACAUCAUCAUCAUCAUCAUCUAUAUAACAUUCGACCGCCUGCUGGCCGGCAGCUGCUUAGCUCCCCAUCUUCUUCCCUGCCGACAGGCUCUGUUGGAGCAGGUGUUCGGUCAUCCAGAUGGACGGCACGUUUGCUCAACGUACGACGAUGCAUGAGCAGCCAAGAUGCGAAGCUGCCAGAACCCAAAAUGGGGUCCGUCAUUGAGAACGCCAAAUUCGCGACCUCACGUCUCAUCCGUAUGAUGAAGGAAGAGAAGUGGGUGCUCCUAAUGGGGCUUGCUUGCUUGGUCAUCUCCUCGACCAUCACCAUGAGCGUACCCUACUUCCUGGGGAAGGUCAUUGAUAUAGUGUUCAAUAAGAAUGGUAUGGACGAAUCGGCCGUAAGCUCUUUGCAGGACUACUCCAAGAUGCUCGUCGGCAUUUUUGUCAUUGGCGGCCUGGCCAACUUCUCCCGAGUUUAUUUAUUUGGCUCCGCAGCUUUGCGCAUUGUGCGCAGACUGCGCUCCAGAUUGUAUCGAUCAAUGCUGAUGCAGGAGGUGUCCUGGUUCGAUACACGCGGCACUGGCGAGCUCGUCAAUCGCUUGAGCAACGACACUUACUUUGUGGGCACCUCGCUUAGUCAGAACAUUUCCGAUGGCUUUCGCUCGCUGGCCAUGAUUGGUGUUGGCGCCUUCAUGAUGGUCUAUACGUCGGCCAAACUGGCGCUUAUCAGCGCUUUGAUUGUGCCCGCCCUGGCUGGUAUUGCCAUCGUCUAUGGACGUUAUGUGCGUCGCAUAACCAAAACCGAAAUGGAUAAAUUUGCGGAAGUGAUGAAGCAUGCCGAGGAGCGUUUCGGCAAUGUGCGCACCGUCAAGGUGUUCGGUCGCGAGAACUCUGAGUGCGCGGAGUAUGACAAGCAACUUGACGAAGCCAUCCAAAUUGGCUACAAGGAGACAAAAGCUAGAUCUGUAUUCUUUGGUCUGACUGGCUUCUCAGGUAACGUGGUCAUCAUAUCGGUGCUUUACUAUGGUGGCACUUUGGUGCUCAACGAGGAGCUCUCCAUUGGGGCCAUGACCUCGUUUAUGCUGUAUGCCGGCUAUUCAGCUGUCGCCAUGAAUGGCCUGUCCAACUUCUACAGUCAGCUCAACAAAGGGAUUGGCGCUUCGCAGCGGAUUUGGGAGAUCAUGGAUAGGGAGUAUGCCAUGCCGAUUGAUAAGGGCAUUAUGCCAACGACCGAGGCGAUUGGCGAAGUUGAAUUUCGCAACAUUAGCUUUGCAUACCCGUCUCGCGUGGACAGCAAAGUGCUAUCGGAUUUCUCGCUUAAGUUAAAUCCAAAUGAGACGACCGCCUUGGUGGGCCGCUCCGGGUCGGGCAAAUCAACGACGGCAAUGCUUCUGAUGCGUCUGUAUGAUCCGCAGCAGGGUGCCAUCUACCUGGAUGGAGUCGAUUUGAAAACAUUGAAUCCACAUUGGUUACGUCAACAUGUAAGCGCUGUCAGCCAGGAGCCUGUACUCUUCUCCGGGUCCAUACGCUCGAACAUACUGUACGGUCUGCAGCCUGAUAAGGUGCCCGAUGAGCAGCUAUUCCAAAAAGUGGUCAGGGACUCAAAUGUCAACGAAUUUGUCAGCCAUCUGCCCGAUGGUCUAGAAACUAUUGUGGGCCAAAGGGGAAUCCUUUUGAGUGGCGGACAAAAGCAACGUGUAGCCAUUGCCAGGGCGCUCAUUAAAAAUCCCACCAUACUCAUCCUGGAUGAGGCGACAAGUGCACUGGAUGCCGUUUCGGAGGAGCUGGUGCAGACGGCGCUGGAAAAGCUCAUCCGAGGACGAACUGUGAUUACCAUUGCUCAUCGUCUAAGCACAAUACAUCAAGCACACAAAAUAGCUGUCAUUGAUGAUGGACGUGUUGUGGAGGAAGGUACCUUUGGGCAACUGAUGAACAAGUCAAAUGGCGUAUUCAAGGAGCUGGUAUCCAAACAAGCACUUGGAAGCAAGCCGUAGUUCUUAACGCAUCGCGAAAACUUCACAAGGUGUUCAUAUAUUUAUACAUAUGUGUAUACAUAUAGUAGUAUAUUGCCAGACAAGACAAAUUUACAAAAGAUUGUUAUUAUUUUUACAAAAUCAACUAAGCAUAUUGUCGAGCUCUGUUCCAAUCUGUUUAUGACCGGUGGAGACUUAGUUCAAUCCAGUGUUGAAUUGUUUAAAGAAGCAAAUUCUAAAUGUUAAAGUUAAUGAAAUAAUGUUAAGUUAAUAAAUGGACAAAUUUUACAUU
Molecule: messenger RNA, 2559 nt
Organism: Drosophila hydei
Lineage: Eukaryota; Metazoa; Arthropoda; Insecta; Diptera; Drosophilidae
Product: ATP-binding cassette sub-family B member 10, mitochondrial
Exons: 6
Coding region: 189-2288 (699 amino acids)
Biological process (GO): transmembrane transport
Cellular component (GO): membrane
Molecular function (GO): ATP binding; ABC-type oligopeptide transporter activity; ATP hydrolysis activity
Source: RefSeq, a predicted model, not a curated record